GUAGGGAGGAACAUAAAGAAAAAUGGCACUGUUGUUGCCUUCAGGAAGCUUAAUAAAUCAUCACCAUCAUGAUCUGCCAUACACUGAGCCCUUCACAUGUGGCAGAUAGUGAGCUGACUGCUUUACAUGCUGUCACUUAAUGCUUUAGCCAACCCUAUGUUGUUAGUGCUACUGAGAACACUGAGCUUUAACCAGGUAGAAACUUGCCUGAGUCUAGUAGGUAUGGAGCUGAAUUCACACCAGGCCUGAGUCCGGUGGUUAACUCUUAACUGCUGGACUGCUUAUUUAUCCAGUAGUGUUACACACCAGGCCCGGCUCCGGCCUUAGGUGGAGGAAGGGAUGAACAGGUGAAAAAGGUAGGGUCACUGCCCCAAGUUGCUCAUACUUCACAUCAGGUAAAUAACUAAUGGCAGAGAAUUUAUUCAGUAUAUGUCUGAGGAGGUGUACCCAAAGUGUGGUAUGACGGGCCCGGGGAGCAAGGAAGGGAAGGAGGGGUGGCCCAGGAGCCUGAGUGGAUAGAAUGGGUUUUGUUCCAUGGGCGGUGCGAGGCAGGCCAGGUGGUGCAGGCGGUGCUGGCAGCAGUGUGAGGCAUUGGGACGCAGGACCUGGGGCCUGCUCUGCUGUUUCUUUCCUGCCACUGCCCCUCUCUGGGCCUCAGUGAAUGAUCUCCCAGAGGCCCUCUAGCUCCCCAGCCCUGAAAUUCCCUGAGUUUGGGGAAGUGUGAACAAAGGCUCGGCUGAAAGUUGUUCAGAGGCUGUCACCAUCAUCGUAGGUUCAAAUCAAAAUGGGGAGUCCAGGUAGGGGAGGGAGAAAGAUGGAGACAACUUAACAGAUGUCUCUGUGUGAGAGAGAACUUGAUUUCUGUUGGUAAAAAUAGAAGUGAAGAGGUGUUUGAGAUGGGGAGUGGUGUGGCCAAAGCUGUUUUAGAGGCGCUUUCUCAGGGCCUGGAGUAUCACAGGGGGGAAACCUGCCUGGAGCCUGUUAGGGCCACACCAUUGACUUUUUUGACCCCCCGGCCAUCAGCAAACUCUCCUUAGAGUCACAGUGGGUCCAACAAGGAAUACUCAUGGCCCCUGCUCAGAGCACCUUAUGCUUUGUCCCCCAAACCAAGGGAGGGAUCAGCUUCGCAGUCUGAUCUUCACAGCUGUGCUCUCUCAGGCCACUGGGACCCUCAUUACCAUCCCAGAUUCACAGUUGAAGGAACUGGACCAGAGGUGAAGUAACUCUCCUGGUUCACGCUGCAGCACCCACCAUGCCGUGGCCUCUGCUGCUGCCCCCACUGCUAUUGCUGGCCAUGAGCGGAGUCCAGACGACCCGGCCAUGCUUCCCUGGGUGCCAGUGUGAGGUGGAGACCUUCGGCCUCUUUGAUAGCUUCAGCCUGACGCGAGUGGAUUGCAGCGGCCUGGGUCCUUCCAUUGUGCCCGUGCCCAUCCCUCUGGACACGGCCCACCUGGACCUGUCCUCCAACCGGCUGGAGACCGUGAAUGAGUCCGUGUUGGCAGGGCCGGGCUAUACCACGCUGGCCGGCCUGGAUCUCAGCCACAACCUACUCACCAGCAUCUCGCCCACUGCCUUUUCGCGCCUUCGGUACCUAGAGUCCCUUGACCUCAGCCACAAUGGCCUGGCAGCCCUGCCAGCCGAGAGCUUCGCCAGCUCACCACUGAGUGACGUGAACCUCAACCACAACCGGCUCCGUGAAGUCCCGGUGUCUGCCUUCACUACCCACAGCCAGGGCAGGGCACUGCACGUGGACCUCUCCCACAACCUCAUCCACCGCGUCGUGCCCCACCCUGCCCGGGCCAGCCUGCCCAUGCCCACCAUUCAGAGCCUGAACCUGGCCUGGAAUCGGCUCCGCACCGUGCCCAACCUCCGGGACUUGCCCCUGCGCUACCUGAGCCUGGAUGGGAACCCGCUGGCUGUUAUCGGCCCAGGUGCCUUCACGGGGCUGGCGGGCCUGACACACCUGUCACUGGGCAGCCUGCAGGGCCUCCCCCAAUUGGAGCCCUAUGGUUUCCGUGAGCUGCAGAGCCUGCAGGUCCUGGACCUGUCAGGCAACCCCAAGCUCAAGUGGGCAGGAGCUGAGGUGUUCUCCGGCCUGGGCUCCCUGCAGGAGCUGGACCUGUCGGGCACAAGCCUGGUGCCCCUGCCUGACAUGUUGCUCCUCCACCUCCCAACGCUGCAGAGCGUCAGUGUGGGCCAGGGUGUGUGGUGCCGGCGACUUGUACGGGAAGGUGCCUACCCCCGGCAGCCUAGCUCCAGCCCCAAGGCGGCCCUGCAUUGCAUAGACACUUGGGAACCGGCUGCCAGGGACCCCCACACCUUGUGACAAAUGGUAUGGCCUCGGGCCACAUAACAGACUUCUGCCCUGGGUUGACUCAAGUCCUGGGUAAUUUAUAUUUUUAUGUGCCAAUGCCAGUGGGAACUCUGCAGGCCUAUGUGGCAACGUCAUUAAAAGACAGCUAUAGAGCUGGGGAGAGGCUUUGGACCUGGGAACAACACCCAGGAGCAAAGCCUUGCCCCUUUGUCUGCGUUGCUCCCAAACCGUAAGCAGAGGGUCUUCGAUGCCAAACCAGACAGCAGUCCCCUGCUGUUCUUCCCCACUUGACCCCAAAGUGCCUUCCCUCAGGUCUGGCCCAACCUGAUCAUGACAGGAGGAGGGUCAGAGGUCGGGUCCACGGCUGAGCGCCCCCUUAGACCCACGGUCCAGUCACUCAGGGGCAUGAGUUUCUUUUGCUCUGGGCACAUGAGGCCCUUUUAUCCUUUUCUCUUCCCCUUGAACCUUGGGUAGAACUUUUGUUAUAGAAAAGACUGGGAAAAAAAAAUCAAGUCCACCUCCAUGUAACAAAGGAGGGAACUGAGGCCUAGAGAAGGAAAACUGCUAAUCGGAGGUACUACAGCGGAGGCAUGUCUACACCCAGCGUCUGGCCUCCCACUUGGGCCCCUUUGCACUUUGCUGUCUUCUCUUAAUCAUGCCCUUCCUCUCCCCAGCUGGGCUCCCCCUUGCUGCCAUUUGUGUUCUUUCCUUGUUAUCCCCAGAAGGACAGGCAAGGGCCUCAGCGGUGGGACCCUGGGCCUAGUGACCAACUGUGGCACGGGCCAGGUCACUUCAUCUCUCAGCCUCUGGUAGCUUCAGGCGUGCCAAUCCAGCCUUGCCAGUUUCCCACUCUGGGGUGGGGUCCCCCAGCCUCAGGACUGGAAAUGUACCCACUGAUUCUUGAGGCACUGCCUCUGAUGCCCCCCCAAGAUGCUGAUGCAGUCCUGGAGGCCCCACCAGCCCUGAACCCAUACAGCCCACACAGCCUGUCUCCCCUGACGGAGAAUGCAGCGGGAGUAGGCAGGCAGCUCCCAGCCAAGUUUAUGCCCUCCCACCAGCAUGGCAUCUCAGACUCCCAGCCAUGGGCUCUUAGUCCUCUUUUUAUACAAGCUGUUACCUUUUUAAUGGACUGUCACUUUCAACCAGCCCUCCACCCCUGCUGGCAGGGGAUGGCAACGUGUCAUUUGUAAAAGAGAAAAAGUUGUAUUUGGUCACUUUUGUAAUAGUGUGUCCUGGGGAUGUGUUGGGGGAGGAGGUGUUGGGUGGAAGCGAGCCAUCAAGCGGCUACGUGGGCAUCAGGAGGCCGGUCCCACAAAGAUGCCCACAGGACAACGAAAGCUCUGUUCUCCACCACCAGCCUCACCCAAUACCUAACUGGUCCUUGGCUUAAUAAACAUAAAGAGUCCCUCUUUCUAUCA
This is a messenger RNA of Rhinolophus ferrumequinum (greater horseshoe bat), 3732 nucleotides long. It is a transcript of the gene TSKU, whose product is annotated as tsukushi, small leucine rich proteoglycan. The coding region runs from base 1253 to 2326 and encodes 357 amino acids. NCBI's taxonomy places the organism in Eukaryota, Metazoa, Chordata, Mammalia, Chiroptera, Rhinolophidae. The transcript has 3 exons. Gene Ontology annotation, molecular function: protein binding. The record is from RefSeq and is a predicted model, not a curated record.